This is a messenger RNA of Arachis ipaensis, 565 nucleotides long. Lineage: Eukaryota; Viridiplantae; Streptophyta; Magnoliopsida; Fabales; Fabaceae. The record is from RefSeq and is a predicted model, not a curated record.
GUGAACUUGUUUUGAUCAAAUGUUUAACCUGUUUUUCUUCUUACAUGUUACAUUACUAAGGGGCUUCUGGACAAGUAUGGUCCUGAAAGGAUUCUUGAUACUCCAAUUACCGAGGCUGGGUUUACUGGCAUUGGAGUUGGUGCUGCUUACUAUGGUCUUAGGCCAGUUGUCGAGUUUAUGACUUUUAACUUCUCCAUGCAGGCAAUAGAUCACAUUAUUAAUUCUGCUGCAAAAUCAAACUACAUGUCUGCUGGGCAAAUAUCUGUACCUAUUGUCUCCAGAGGACCCAAUGGAGCUGCUGCUGGAGUUGGUGCUCAGCACUCUCAAUGUUAUGCAGCUUGGUAUGUCUCAUGCCCUGGAUUGAAGGUAUUAUCACCAUAUUCACUUUAUGAUGGUGAUGAGGAUGAAGAUGACACUGAAGACUAUAGCUGAUAGUUUUAGUAUGGUUGACCAAUAUACUAGAAAUUAUAGUUGAUGAUCAAUAUACUUUGUUUAUGUUUUGAAUUAUAUUGACUUGCUUGUUUAUAGUGCUUUUUUUUUUAGUUUGAUAAUACAAUGAAUUUGU